This is a messenger RNA of Physella acuta, 1606 nucleotides long. RefSeq lists its product as uncharacterized. NCBI's taxonomy places the organism in Eukaryota, Metazoa, Mollusca, Gastropoda, Physidae. The record is from RefSeq and is a predicted model, not a curated record.
GUCCAAUAACAAUUAACAUUGUUGAUCGUUGUUAUUCAAUAUUAUAUUACAAUAUUAACAAUAAAAAAGCGCUUACUAGAUCUACAUACAUACGAACAAGAACAAAAAAUGAAUCAAGAAAACCCUGUCUUUUUUGUGUCUGGCCUUGGAUCAAAACUCAAUUCUGAUAAUGAAGCUUUAGCUAAAAAUGCACUGCUCAGUCUGAAGCAAGAACUUUUACACUAUCAGCAAGAAAAUAAAAAAAUGACUGAUCAAUUGAACUGUCUUGUUUCACUGAUUAAAAGAUCCUGGACAGGUGAUCGAUUAGCUACAGUUCAUCUCUCAAAAAUUGUUGGCUUGCCACCUCCACCUGUUGCAAAUACAGAAGGCAAUGUCGCUCGACCAAAUUCUACAGUAGAUUUUGCUUCGUCAAAGAAAAUACGUUGCGAGCAGAACUGGGAAAGGUUGGCCAUUAAACUCCUGGACAGGGAGUAUAUGAGUGUCCAGAAAGAAAUCAGUGACCACCAGCAGAGGUACAUGGAGAACAGAAAAUAUUACAUGGAGGCGAUCUUACAGGACCAUCAUAACAACAUGGCGCACAUCUCACUGCAUCGUAAAACAGAACCUACAGCAGAGGAAAUGGGGAAAAUGAAGGUCCCACAAACUAAAACACAGAGGGGCAGUUUGAGAAGAACCCAAUCAGCUGGGAGCAGAAAAUUUCUGAUGGCCCAGGACACUGUGGGUCAGGUGGAGGUGUCACUGAGGGAUUUGGUUGGCCAACCUGUCAUGGCGGACAGUGUUGUCACAGAUCAGAUGGUCAACAAAGAAGUGAAAACAAUCACACCCACCCAGAAUGGAUACAGAAGACCAUUUUCAUCUGCCCAUAAAAGACGAAUGCCCAGGAAUAUGUAUAAUGAUCCAAAUAGAUAUAAUCAGAAAAACCUUUUUGAGCUAAGUGAUGAUGAAUGUGUGCAACGCCUUAGGCCAGUGAGUGCCUCCAUCUUGAAAGAGGGAGACAUUCAAAGGUCAAGGCCUCGUUUGUCAGCUAUCAAUUCCGGGGAUGAUAUUUCUGAGAAUCAGAACCAAGUGUUUUUGACUCAGAAACAAGAGCGGCCAUUGAAGUAUGAGACAACUCGCCCUGUGACAGCCAAACAGACAUCAGCCAAAGGAAGGAGAAACUCAUCUACUGGAUUACAGAGGGCUAAAGGUGAAAACAAUCAAACCAAUCACUCCAAUGUGGCAGAUCAUGUGACAGGUGCAGAACAACCUGGCAACCCAGGGGAGGUAAAUGAGAACAAAGGUGAAUCCAAUGUCCAGGGUCACAAGGGAGAUAAUGCUGAAGAUAGAGAGACUGUUAAAGCAAAGCCACCCAUGUCAAGCAAGCCGAAAUCAGGUUUUCCUCGCAGGCCGAAAUUCAUUGAUGAUUUUUCUAAAGAUGAAGAGACAAUGAAAAAUAUUGAAAAUGAAUUUAUGAAAAAUGCUAUGCUUUUGCAGAAAAAACUGGGCAUUAGUGAAUCAGGGAUGGUUCAUUUUGGCUAAAAUCAUUAGAUAUUCUUUUGUAUCAAGUAGGCUCAAAUUUUAUGUAUUUUUAGAAAAAAAAAUGUGAUAGUAAAUUUUCUUGUAAUAA